CACACACACACACACACACACACACACAUAGAGGCACGCUCCCCUCUGUCACAAUCACAAAACACACGCCCCGCAUUCACUGGGCCAGUGGCCCCCCCUUCCCGCACUAGACUACUACGACGCCUAUCUCUUGACAAGACUGCUGCUGCUGCUACUACUGCCACACAAUCAUAACAACUCAGUAGUGUUUUUACCUGCGCUGUGGGUGGACGCAUGUUUUUACCGCAGGGCAGGACAGUGGCCGGAUACGACACUUUUCUUUGGAAUUCGCUUCAUCGUAAUGCCAAGAUUUAAUUAAUAUUGUUGUGCCAAGUUUUAAUUAUCAUCGUUAGGUAUGGUGAUGCAAAGUUUACUUGUACGUAGAUCAACGCGCAUCAAGCUUCACAUGUUUUAGCGUCAGUUCCAACGUAGAUCAACUCGCAUCAAGUUUCACAUGUUUUAGCGUCAGUUCCAUACAUUCGUGCCGCUGUUGGUUUUGGUUUCGUUUGUUUUGGUGGGGUUUUUUUCUUCGUUUGUUCUUUUAAAUUGAAACGAAGAGUAUUAUAGCAUUGCUGUGAUCACACCUUAGAAUUUUGUCGAUGGAGGGCGUGAAAUCACCUAGAAAUUUAGAUAGAAAUCUAGUCUAGAUCUAGAUCUAAUAUAAAAUUUUAAUUUAACAUCUGAAGGAAUUCUGAAGUUUGUUGAAAGACGAAUAAAUAGCCUAACAGGUCGUAUGUGUUGCUCAAAGGUGUGAAAUACUAAAGGAUCUUAUUCGAGACCUGUGUGAAGUUUAUUGUGCUGUUAUUUACUGAGAUCUCUGGACUCACGAGCCUUGUGUGUUUACGUUUGUGUUUGUGUCUGUGUGUUUGAAGACAGCGAUGGCGUCCGAGUCGCUAGAUGAGGAGCCGGAGUAUGAGAUCAAAUUUCGUGAGGAUGAAGAGCUAGAAUUCUUCACGGAAUUAGCCCUACAUGAAACUGAGCGAUGGAUACAGGCUGUCACCAAGAAGACAUUGGUGUACCCAGAUGACACGCGGAAAUCCCUGGAGAAUGGAGUCUUGCUUUGCGAGACAACGUCAAUGUGUUUUUGAAAGCUUGUCGUGGCACAUUUGGCCUAAAGGACUCGCAUCUCUUCAACUCGUCAGAUCUUGAGGAUUUAUCGCAGCGGGCCAUUGGAGAAUCUGACCAUCUGAAAGAGGAGUACGACAAGAGACUUAGAAACGUCGCUAUCACCAUCUACUGGCUUGGGAAAUACGCGUCUAGCUUCUACCAAGGACCGCAACUGGACUUGAGCGCGUUCUCAGCCCUGGUCCAUACACGUCACGAAGCUGACAUUGUGGAGAAAGACUUCCACAGCAGACGAACCUCAUCCUCCAGCUCUUGGGACUGGGCUCAUGGUGGACGCCCGGGUUUGAACUCUCAACUCUCUGGAACUGGGAGCAGAGGUCAGAUAGGAGACUCGCCCUACCGCCACAACAGGGACAGUUCCUAUGACUCAUACGAGAAAGAAUCAGUAGACAGCCUGGACGAGGGAGGGAGCAUGCCAAUGGCGCGAUACAACAGCGGGUCAUCCCUCAACAAGCAGAAGGACCACCAGAACUUUGCCACGUUUGACUCCAGCUUCAGUGAUGAGAAAUACAGCGGGCUAUACCGGAGCAGUCCGGACCUGUCUCACAGCGGAGUGUCCCACAGACGGUACUCCUCCACAGACAGCAUGGACGGGUCGCUACACUCCGGCCACUCCAGGCAGGGCUCCGACAGUAACGAAGUCGGCUAUCCCACGAGGAGAAUGAGCACUCAGCAGUUGAGAAAGUCCAGCACUAGCGCGGACCCCUUACAGUUCAUCAAGGGCAAAGGUGCCCAGGAACUGGCCCACACUGCCCAGGUCCAGAUGCGGGUGGCGGCAGAGAGCAAGGUUGUGGCCCCUCUGCCGAAAGUCAAGGACGAAGAGGAAGAUGAUGGUUGGCAGGCGAACCUGAGCAUGUGGAAGAAUCGGAGGAAAAGCCAAUCAGAGAGGUCGUACGCGCUGAAGGAGGAGCUAGAACAGAUGGAGAAAGAAAAGGAGGAAGGGGAGUCAUCGGGCCCGACUCUCCCGGCAAAGACUUACUCCCAGAUGCAGGAAGAAAGGGAGAGAAGGAAGAGUGUGCCUGCUCGCAGGUUCUACCCUAUCGAGGACGACGAAGACGACGCCUUCCUGCCCAGUGUCUCAACCCAACAGAACAGUCCAGUAAAGCGAGCCAGUGUGCCGGACACCAGGAUCACAACUUCUAAAGACACAAUUGCGGCUUGGGCAAAAGAUGAGGAUGAAGAAAACGCAGGCGAAGACAACGGCGAAGAAGAAGAAGAAGAAGACGAAGAAGAAGACGAAGAAGAAGAGCAGCAAACAUCACAGACCACUCGCACAUCACAGAUAAACGAUCGCAACGACAAAAACGACGACAACAACAACAACGACAGCUCAAGAAGCAGUCGUUUUUCGGUUGACGUUUCUGAAACAGACGACUCUCGGUCUUCUCGCUCUCUGUCCACUUCGCGGUCGAGACUGUCGGAGAAGUUCAAGCAGUUUGACAGCGAGGAUAACGACACAAACUUCACGAGCAGAGCCGACAGAGACACAGCAAACAGCGGCCGAUCGAGAAGGCCAGGAGUUCACGGCUCUAGCGCUGCAAAUUCUCCCAAAGGUUCGAUCAGCAGCAGGUCUGAGCGAUUCAGCAAGUCUGGGUCUGAUUCCACGGAUAACAACACAAACGGCGGUGUUGGUGCGGGGAGAAAUUCUGUGAAAAGCAACACGUUCAACAAAGCGAAGGAUACGUUUUCUAAAAGUGAUUCUUUCGAAAGGAGUAAUAAUACCACAACCACUAGGGCUACUAGCGGCAGUGUUGGGCCAAGAAAUCAGAAUAAGAUUGGAAACAUUCUGAAAAAUUUUGAACAGUCGGAAUCAAAAUCUGCUAUGCCGAAACAGGGAUACAAUGAGAAAAUUGAUUUGGGUGAAAGGAGGAAGAAUUUCGAGCAGUUUUCUGGAAAUUCAGCAAGUGUUGAAAAUAAUUCGGUGUCUUCUAGGAGGUUUGGAAGUGGUGAUAGAAAUGUGGACAGCGAUCGCGCCAACAGCGAGGAAAGCAGACGCCCUUUCCAAAGCUUCAACCGAAAAUUUAGCAGUAUGGAUAGCGAGGAAGAUGAGCUUGAUAGCGUCCCCGACGCGAGGAGCUCCUACAGCAGAUUUUCGCAAGAUCAGAAGUCGGCCACUUUGCCCGCCAGGAGAUUCGGCAAUGGAGGUACAACUUCCGGCUUUGGCUCUGACGUCUCAAGUCUGGAGAGAUCGAAGACCGCUGAGGAUGUAACUCCUCCCCGCCAGUUUGAGCAACAGCAACAACAACAACAACAACAACAACAACAGACUUAUUCUGCUCAGUCUCAGUCGUCUUCUUUUGGAGUAACGUCCGACCCUCCAGAGCCUGACGUCCAGACUUCUUCCUACACAAGCGCGACAGUGACAAGUUCCAAUAAGGCAGCGCGGCUGACGUGUGCGACCUGAGGGCCCAGGACGAGGUGGUGUCCGUGAACAACCAAGACGUGACCGGCAUGAGCACAUCCCAGGUCGGGGACAUUGUGGCGAGGGCAGUGGGGGCGGGAGACAUAGAGCUCAAGGUCAAGCGGCAACCUGGGCUAGCCGAAGGGCUUCUCCCUACAGAAUCAACUAGAGGAAGAGAGGGCGUGGCUGGAACAACAGAUGGCUGGAGCCACUAGCAGCAUCAAGAAAGAGCAACAGAGAGAGCCAGAGAUUGCCCCUCCCCCUGAGCCCCUCCCCUACACUAACUCCGGCUAUGACAUAGAAGUAGAGAGCAGACAGACUAUCACCCUGAGCCGGCCACAGAAUAAGAAAACAGACGACCCAGAGACACCUUCUCCGACCAACAUCACCCACUCCCCGGGCUCGUCUGUCGCCCUGGAGGAGGACAGCGACGGCUCAAGCUACGGUCCGCCGGCAAUCCUGAGGAAGUGGCAGCGUCAGAGACAGAAGGAGGAGUACACAUUUGAGAAUGAGCCCCCAACCACUUCGCCUUCUCUGUACAAGAAGAUCAGCCUGAAUGCCUCUUUACCAAAGAGGGACUUUGAUUCUGAAGAAGCUCCGACUGAGCGCGAGAAUCAGAGCUCUGUGUCGUCAGCUAGAACCAGCAGGCCCUGGGAUGAGGGGAUGGAUGAGUGGACACAAGGCCAGGACAAAGAUCGCAUGCCUCUAGGGACAGCUGUGGAUGGCAGAAGCGAUACAGUCACAGAGGCCAAAUUCCAAUUGGAGCAAGAGAGAAUGAGAAACCAGUACGAGGAGGACUUGAGACAGGCUGAAUCCAAAGAACAAAUGAGAAGACAACAGGAGGAAGAAAUGCUGCAACCAGAAAUGGAUAAAACAAGGCUCUUGGAGGAACGCAGAGCAGAAAGACGAGCCAGAAUUCAAAAGGGGGCUGCUGCAGCAUCAUCACCAUCAUCAUCGCCAUCAUCUGCAAGAGAUGACUUUCCCUCAGCUGCUUCACCACAACCAACAGGCCCUGAUCAGAACUCAUAUCAGACCAACAGCACACAUGUGACUUCCAUGACUCUGAACAUAGCUCCUCAGCAACAGCCACAACAGCAGCAGCAGCAGCAGCAGCAGCAGCAGCAGCAGCCAGGCAAUGGCAGAUUCAAUCUUCCAGGCUCCACGGGAGGAAUGAUUGUCAUAGAUCCACGGAACAGACAGAACCCAAAUGACACUGCAAACCCAGUGGAGUUUCAGAUUCGACUGGCCAAUCAGCCACCAGCAGUUGAUCAAAACACUGCAGCAUUCCUGGAGGCAGAAAGGGAGAAAAUACGGCAAGAUGAAUUGAGAAAAAUUGAGGAAGAAAGGCAAAAGACAGAGGAAGAAAGAAGACUGAGAGAAGAUGAAAUGAGAAAAAUUAGAGAAAAAGAGGAGCAGUUGCUUCAGCAAGAGGAGAUGUUGCGUAAGCAAAGAGAACAAUUUCUCAAGGAACAAGAAGAAUUUAAAAGGCUCAGAGAGCAACAGUUACAGCAGCAGCAGCAAGAGCAAGUGCAGCCACCUGUGCAGCAAACUUAUUACCCCGUUCAACAGCAGAGAGAAGUGUUGACUCCGAGAUCGAAUGACAGCCCUGACCGAUUCCAAAGAGCACCAAACCAACGCGAAAGAAGUCCAAAUAGUGCUUAUGCCCCUGUGCCUUUCAACCCCCAGAGAACUCCAAGAGAAAACCACGGUUUCUCUCAGUCUCAGAAUAAUUCAUCAGCAAGCUAUCCAUCAUCAUCAGCAUCAUCAUCUCGACCAUAUCAAAAUUCGACCAGUGUGUCCUCUGUGCAUCAUACCGUGCCUUCUUACUCGCAGCCCCAGCCCUCCCCAAAGUGGCAGUCGGACAGGGUAGACAGUAACGCUCCCAGUUUGCCUCGGUGGCCUCCUCAGGACAAUAGCAGCAGCUCAAUCAAAGAUGUUGAUCCUCGGGGUGGAAAACGCUUUUCCAGGGAUGAAAUGCUCGCUAUGAACAGGAAAGCUACACCUUUACAGACCUCCCCCACAGUCCCCCAGGAAAACCACAGCAAUGAUCCUUACUCUGACUCUACUGUGCCCAUUACAAGAGAAGCUCCUUCAAGAGGUGAAAUAAUUUCUCUAAAUUCUGCUCCUCGAGCCAAGCUACGCGAUGACAGUGAGUGGUACGGUACAUCCCCGAGGUCUCCGGGUGUGCAAAAUUCUCCCAGACAACAGCAGCCACCACAACAACAGAUCCAAGAGCCACAGCAAAAGGGUUACCAGGCUCCCUGGAAUGCAGCUAAGGAGAGAGGCGGUGGCAGUGGCCGUCUUCUCUUAAGUGGUCCUCAAGACCACUGGCUUGUCCAAGAGGCUGAACGGCGUAGAAUCGCAGAGUCUGAAGGUCGUCUAAACCCUAACAAACCCAUCAACAGAGGACCAUCCCCCACAGGACAAUAUUCUGGACCCAUCAAACCUGCAGGUGAUGUAAACAACAGGUGGAGAGAUAAUAACGGGUAUGGAGGAGAUCGCAGUCAGUCCCAUGCUGAUGCUGGCAGACCAAAUGCUUCAAUGCCUGCAGCCAUCAGACAGACUUUGCUUCAGAAGACAGCUGGAGCUCGUGGGCCUACAAACGCAAUUGAUCCAUCUUAUCAGCCGGAGCAGGGACAUUCUCCAUCUUUCUCAAAUCCAGAUGCGAUGUACUAUAAUCAAGACCGGACCUAUCAUCAGCCCGCCUUCUCACCACAUCAUCAUCAGCCCUCACCACAUUCACAUCAGCAGCAGCUGCAGCAGCACCCUGGUUAUAUAUCAAAUCAGAACCAAUCAAAACACUUUCCACCUCAAGCUCCUCCCCCAAACCCCGCUCCUCCACCCCCAGGAGAGAAUGGAUCAGCUGUGAGUGGAACUCAGCUGUGUUCACACUGCAAUCAAGAGCUGGGUUUCGGAGCUGCAAUGGUGAUCGAGUCCCUGGGUCUGUACUACCACGUCCAGUGUUUCCGCUGCUGUGUCUGUCACGCGUCUCUAGGAACUGGCGCUCAUGGCGCUGACGUCCGAGUCCGGGCGAACAAGCUUCACUGUCCCAACUGCUACAGCAAUGACGAAGGCAUGAGGAUUGGCCAUAGAAUUUACCGCAGUCAGAAAAUCUGGCUUGAAGUUCAGUAAAGUGUAAAGUGAAUGAAGACGAAAGUCAUCUCAGCAAAACAAGACCACCAACUCCCGGUCUGCUUCAGCAGUGACGAGUACACAUGUAUACAUCAUGUGGGCAUCUUGACUUCUUGGGACUGUAGGAUACCCUAAGUGAGACAACGGAAAAAAUCUCUGGUGCUGAAAAAAUGUAAAGAACAAGCUCGGGUGCCGAGAAACUGCAAAGAACAAGUCAACCAAUGCUGCGUAGCACAUCUCCAUGACAUAGAUUGCUCACUUUCGAUUACAAAAACUUCAAUACACAUAUUCUAGGGCAUUCGACACUUUCACUCUGCUUUUGUACAAUGUUUGUUUCUGCAAGACUGAAUUGGUUUAGAGCUUAAUUUUGGAAUUUAUUAAAUGUUUUUAUGAGAAAUAUUUGAGUAAGAUGAUGGGACAGCUUUUUAAAAAAUUGUCACCUGUGCGUUUGUUAUAAUGUAUUGGAAAGAGUAAAUGAUCAGGGUAUACCAUGAUACCCUUAUUUUUAUCAUUAGCAUACAAGAGCACAAUAUCAGCAUGUUUUAUUACAUAAAUUUCUACUUGACCAACGCUUCUCGGUGUGUUUUCGACUGUAGGGCCUAUGUGUCUUAUUCAUUUGGGUCUUAUUUGCUAUUAUUGUCUAGUAAGUGCAAAGGUAAAAUGCAUGAGCUUGCUUUUUAAUUGUCUUUCCUAUCUGGACACAAUUUCACCAUCUUGUAAAUGCUCGAGGUGAAGGAGAAUGAAAAUGUGGAUUUCUGCAGUACAAUUUAUUGGAAUUGCAUCUCUUUUAAACUAUAUCCUUGUCAAGCAUCUUGUUGUCAGUCAUAUUAAUCACAUUAUGCUUACAACGGGAACAUGUGUAGAAAUGUUGGGGAAUAGUAAACAGUACUCCACAUCAAUAGCUUAAAUAAUUGAGAUAUAAUUUUUGUUUAGUGAUCGGAGUUACUUUACUGGAACAGAACUCUCAAUUCUUCUGCUGGGGUUACAAUGAACAGAACAAAUGUGAGGUGUUUUUAUUUUGUCACUGUUUUGGGGUUGUUUUAUUUUGGGUUUUUUAAUGAUUGCAGCUUUAUGAUAUGCAUCCUUCCAUAAACAGUUGCUGUGCAUGUAUAUCUUGGAUAUUCAUAAUGUGUGCAAUUCCUUUGUAACUAAUGAGAAUGUUAUUUUCUUCUAACUGUUUCUGGAAGGGAAGUGAUGCGGAGGAUGUGUGGAAUAGGCAAAUUUCACCUCUUUAAAAAUAAUCUUGUUUGUUUAUUUUUUCAUUUCUCCGUGCAUAUUUCAAUAUUAGACCAAAUGUCCUGGAAGUUAAUGAAAACAAAAAUGUUUUCACUUUCUUCUCAGCUUUAGACUUUUAUUUCAAUGUAAUCAAUACUAUUGUUAUAAAAGACACUGACACAUUAGCCAUGUACCACUGAGUUUCCAUUUUUUGCUUUCUGAAAAAGGUUGUGAUUUAUUGGUCAAUAUGAUUUACAAGUACUGGAAUAUUUUAAAAGUAUAUUCAUAUAUAGGUUUGCAUAUUUAGUGCAAUUUACAUUUUUUUAAUGUGUAGAAUUAGAUUAUCUUUUCUUUUUGCCCGAACAAAAUGUGAUUGCAUCAUCAAAUGUGCGUAUUCUAGAUGCAGAGAUUUUUUAAUUGUACGUGUAGUACUACAUAGUCAUAAAUAAUCAUAUAUUCAUGCAUGAGAAGUGAAAGUAGUACUUUUUAAAAUAAUUAGAUUGCGAAGUUGUAAGCCUGCAGGUGAUGAGUUUCCAGUGGCCAUUGCUAUUGUACAUUUUAUUCUAAAAGAGGAUACAUCAACGUUCUGGGGGUUUUUUAACUCUGUGUUGUACGGUACUCAUAUGCAUUUCCAUAUGUGCACAUUCCCUCGUGGGCUACAGGUAGCAGAUUGCAUGGAAACAUACAUAGAUGGAUGAAUUUGGGGUUGGGUUUUUUUGGGGUUUUUUUAUUUUCAUACGUGUUCUUACCCCAGCUAUCCACUUAUUUUCGUUUUAUUCCUCCAAUGAUCAUACAGAGUGAAAGUGUGAUUGAGAGGACAAAAGGUAGGAAAAUUGUCUCUUGUAUCCAUCAGGCCCUAAAGAAUAACAGUUUGGUGUCAAAAAGAUUUAUUUGAGAUACAGAAUCCUGUUGGUUUGAUGAUAUGGAUGUUGACUAGUUUCAGUUGUUGUGACUGGGGUUACAAUUUGUGAAGCAACUUCAUAUUAAAAAUGAACUAUUGUCUGCAAUGACCAAAGUGUAUUUCGAAAAGUGAAUGCUACUUUGCUUUGAGAGAAGCGUGAGACAGAGAACUAUUAAAUGGAAGAUAGAGAAUGAGAGACAGCAAGAUGCUGUUGAAAGAGUAUGGUAUAAAUAUCCAAUGGUAUAUAGUUUUAUAACUGUAUGAAGUAUGAUGCAUUAUAACCCAAUUUAUUAUUAUUGUGUUUUUAGUCAGAUUGUUCAAUUCCUUUUUCUCAGUAUCUUAUAACAUUAAAUAUUUUAAAUCUAGAAUCUAGUUAAAAUGGUUUGUGCUCUGUGUUCACACAAAAUACCAUCCACAACUUCCACAAUUGUGUUCCAAUUAACCCUUCUUUUAAGACCAUCAUCGGUAGUCUUAACCUCACCUUAUCCUUUCUCUUUAGCAGUAAGUUUUGAAAGAUAGACUUUCUUUUUUUUUAAAUAGCCUAAAAGGAAAAUAUAUCAAGUGAAAUGUCUCUGGUGGACACUGAAUUCUUUUUCCAAAACAUUCAGUAUAUAUAGGAAAUAAGUAUUUCUUUUAUAAUACAUCCAGUUCACAAUAUUGUAUCACCAUUAUUGCCUGGAUUGCUUGGAUUUAGUUUCUUGUCCUUUUAGUUUUGUCAAGUGUAGUUUUCUUUUGAUUAUUCAUUAUCAAUUUUCAAUUUUAAAACAAUUUGUUUGCAGGACGGGGGGGGGGGGGGGGGGGCUGUGGGAAGCAGGCAGCAGACAGCACUGAAAGGGUUGAGUAAGCUGAUUAGCCCUGCAUGAUCCAUGUGCUAAAUUAAGUGUACCAUAUUUCACAGAUGAAAGGAAAAGCUGAUGGUCUCUCCAGACUGGCCCUUUCUUGGGUUUUCUCAAGAAUUUUCCCAAUAUUUAUGACUUGUCUUCAUUAUGUUAUGUUUCAUGGUUGGAACUAAGAGGAAGAAACAAUAUUGCUUAUUGUGAUAUGCUUGUAUUUACUGUCUUUCAUGUACCGUAAUAUGUUUGUACAGAGUCUGGAUGUGGAUAUGUUGAGAAUUACUUAAGCUUAAAAAGCAACUGCAUUUCACUGCGCUGCCAUUGUUACAUCCCAGACACUCAUCACACAGAAUAAAUAAAAGGUCUAAGAAUAUUAAAAAAGAAAAAAAGCCAUACAUGCGUGUUUAAGCUUUGAAAAAUAUUUACUUUUUUGCAAUCAAAUAUCUUUUGAUAGAUAAUGUAUUUCAUUUUUCUUGUUAUUUUCUUUUAUUUCCUCACUACAUACAUCCACACAUUGUGUCAUAAACAGGUAGGCCUACAAGUAUGAAAAGAAAAGUGAUGUAGCCUAGAUGAUAUAUCAUUGAGAAGAAAAUGUAAUAGUUUUCAUUCAAAAGCAGAGUGGGUCGUGAUUUACCUGAUCACGUUUCAGUGGUUUCUUGCUUCUGCGUCCUUCCACAUUACUUCUUUCAAAUGUUUCUAAUUUCAUAUGUUGCUUUUCCGUUGCCCAUCAAGUUCAUUUGUUUAUUUACCUUUGAUAGGAUUAUUCAAUCCUAUUUGUCUCCCAGCACUAUGACCAUAUACACGCAGCCAUUAAGUUGCUCUUUACUUAGCUACAUGUAGUUGAUUCUAAUUGUGACAACAUAUGAAAAUUGGACCUGUACAUCACUCACACUUAGAUACAUCAUUGAUUGCUCACAUGGAUAAUGAGAAGUGGCUGCAAUUGCUACCUUUGUGAUCAAAGGUUUGUCUAACAGUUGUUCAUGUAAGUUUCUUGGCUUUGUUCAAUACAUUUUUCUGACAGCUGUCAUGUUGUUUACUGUUUGUUUUCAUUUCAUGCAUAGACGGUACUCUCAAAUUGGUUUUUAAAAUGCUAUCAUCUUAAUUUGUCAGUGAGGAUUUUAAUAUGUGAAUAUAUAACUUACAUUUGUGUGCAUGGGAAUGAAAGAAUGAAAAAAGGGGAAUGUCUUGAACAACAGUAAUGAGUGUAUGUGUGCCUGCUUUCUAAUCUACACAGAAUGAAAUAUUAUAUAUAUAUAUAUCUGUUUAUCCACCACUGAAGGAUUUGAAACAUCUGUUGAAGUAAAUGUGAGACCUGGAUUAUUCAUAACCUCAGCUUGCUUUACUGAUAAAAAAGUUCAAUAUCAUAGGCUUCGUAUAUUAAUAACUUUCAAUUAAUUUGAACAAUUUGUUGUGAAAGAGUGUGAUGUAAAACUGGUUGUACAUAGACCUACCUGUAAAGGAAAAGACUAUUCAGGUUUCUUUGCACAGAGUCCAUUAUUGUUUCUCCUCUUUGCAAAGGGAAAUAAUAUACAGCUCUAAAGGGUGGAGAAAGUAAGGAAUAAAAGAGAGAGAAAGAUGAGUGGGUUGUUUUUGUGUAGUGGAUGAUGGGUGGGUGUGGUGAGCUAAUUGUAUGAUCAGUGAAAUCAUCUCCUGUAAUUGUCUCAUGGCAGGAAGCACAUAGUGUGUGAUAAAAAAAAAAGAAGUGUUAAGCUGUUUCGCAAAAGCCAGACCCACAAAGAGAGAAAUCUAAAACAUUUCAUAGGUGGAGGAUUGUGAAAGUCACAAUAAUUGACGGCAAGAUUGUGAAUGGAAAUGUGCUUGUGGAUAUAUGUAUGUAACAUUUUGCUGUGCUGUCAGGUGCCUUCUAAAAGUCUAUGCAACUCUACAGCAAGAUAACUGAUCCUGAAUUCUAAACUUUAUGCAGUUGGGUGCUAUAAAAUGAUUACAGGUCUUAAAUACAUUUUUAUUUUUCCUGUUUGUUUUUGUUGGAACAUUUAACUUUUUAAAAACUGUUUGAUUUAUUUUAGCAUCUUGUUCUAGAAUAUCUGUGCUGUGUAUCACAUGGCCCAGGUUACAUGCUUGAUAUUGCAUAUUAUAAGUUUCUAGCCUUAGUGGCUUUGUAACAUCUGAAAAUGUAAGAAUUGCAGUUUUGCUGUUGAUAUUGGGUUUUUCUUUGUUUUGUUUUUUUAUUUUUUUUAUGUAUUCACUUAAUACUUGUAACAGCGGUGCGUUUCUGAUAACAUUACUGUUUCAUAAUAUUUUUAAUUCAAAGUAUUUUAUUGUGUAGCCUACUUCUGCAACAUGUGUACGAAAUGGUGCUGUGUGUUCUUGAAAGUAGAAGAAGUAGGCACUGUAUCAGAUGGUAGUACAUGACGUAGUAGCAAUGCUUUUUGUCUUCAGAUUUUACAUAUAGUAACGUCUAAAUCUUGCAAACAGUAUAGCCUAGAAACAUGAGCAAUUUGGGAUGCUUUUCUCAUACGACUUAAAAUCAAAUAAAACUAACAAAUUGGCUGGCAUUUUUUUUUUUAAUGCUCUUUUAUGCUUUUAAUAGUGAAAGAUUACUGAGAUUGUGCUGUGGAGAGAAAUUAAUGUGUGCUCUCAUAAUGUGUAACGAUUAUUCAUACAGGACGUAGAAUGCCUUUGAACAGCACACUUUUUCAACAUGGAACUGUAAAGCAAAGGACCAGUUUUAGUGCCAUUUGAUUUUACAAUUUCUUAGCCUUUAUUUAGAAAGGUCAACUCUACGAAGGAAAGAAUGAGGGAAAUAGAUAAAGCCACGCGUUGCACUUAAGCUCUUAUCUUACUUUUAGUAACAUUUUCUAUUUUACACAUAGCAAUUUCAUUUUAACAAGAAAAUUAUCCUUGUUGAAAAGAUGGAACUGUCUCUGUUUGGAAAAUGUCUUUGUUGGACUCAGUGCGUAUACUGUGCUAGACACAUACCUUUAAAUCCGCCUCCCACCUGGCUUCCCAAGAAAUAAAUAACAAAAGAAAUAAAUACGAAAGUGGUAUAAAAAUAGAGAAAAGUUUACUAUUGAAGGACAAAUAAAAUAAUAAAUAAAAACGAUUAAUAUGACACCAGAAACAGUCCAGAUCACGGUUUUUUAAUAAGCCAUUGCAUCUUUUUAUUUGUGUAUGUUACGUCACUUGAUUCCAUUUGCCUGUGUACUCGACCACAUAGUUUUCUUAAAGUGAUGUGCAUUUGAUUAUAAAAAUGUAUAAAUAAGAUUAAAUAAUAAAACAAUGCCUAUACACA
This is a messenger RNA of Aplysia californica (California sea hare), 12839 nucleotides long. RefSeq names its product calponin homology domain-containing protein DDB_G0272472. Gene Ontology annotation, biological process: regulation of cell adhesion; regulation of signaling. Gene Ontology annotation, molecular function: protein binding. The record is from RefSeq and is a predicted model, not a curated record. NCBI's taxonomy places the organism in Eukaryota, Metazoa, Mollusca, Gastropoda, Aplysiida, Aplysiidae.